UUAUUGAUUGUAAACGAGAUUUUUGACAGUGACGUUAAAUCAGGAGGUUAUAUAUACUACGGCAGGUUUUGUUAUUUUCAGUUGCGUGUAACAUGGCGAGAGUGUUAUCUCGUCGGACUAUACAUUUAAUAUGUUCACUGUUAUUAAUAUUAAAUAAAUAUGAAUUAAUCGGGGCGGCUGACGAGGGCGCUCCAGAGUUUUAUUCAUUAAAUGUAAUUAAAAUCACUGACAAUUUAAAUGAAAAAAAUGUGGAUUACAAAGAAGUGGUGUUCGAAGUGCAGGGCCGAAAUAUACCCGACGCCUCUCAGAUCAAAACAACGGCAAAAGUUUCAGAAAAAAGCAGUUUAUGCGAGGACUCGAAGCUGAAUGAUUAUAAAAUUAGUGUAGUGUCGGGAAGUACUCGUUUUAAAAUCGCCGUGCCGGAAAGUGUUCAGGGAAAUUUAUACUUUUGCUUACCUCGUAAAUUCAAAGAGAACGACGGCAGAAUACCCCCAAAUAUUUUAGACAGCCAAUUUUUUAAGUGGUACCAUCAAGGCCCUAACAUUACUAUUAACGUUUUGCCUAGUGAAACCGAAAAGAAACAAGAUAUAUCUGUGCAUCACAGAAGCUUGCGAGAUGCAGACGCACCUCAAGUGUGGGCCCUCCGUUUGGAAAAGACCUACAAGGAUCCAUCAUUCGUCGAAGGUGUACCAGAAGUUCUGGUCCAACAAGAGCAUGUCAUACGACUCAUCGGGACGGGUUUCACACCCGAGAUGGUCGUCACGUUUACCCAAUAUAGUGGCAGUUAUGGUUCACCGUGUGAACUUCCCGCUGUCAAAGGUUUCCCGGUUGAGGAAACAACGGAACACACUACCGUGGUCAAAAUAAAUUUACCAGCCCUCAGCGGCAAUGCGGACAGCUUCUUCAUCUGCAUCAAGCCCAACCAGACGUCGACGUUCAUACACCAAGGUUCGGAACUUUGGCUCCAGAUGAAGACGUACGAGAAGAUGGUACCCUUGUGGGCGGCCAUCGUCAUCAUCAUCAUCUGCCUGUCGUUCUCGUCUCUGUUCUCGGGUUUGAACUUGGGUCUGAUGUCGCUUGACAAGACGGAACUUAAGAUCCUGUGCAACACGGGCACCAGCAAGGAGCGGAAGUACGCGAAAGUUAUUCAGCCGGUUCGAGAGACCGGUAACUACCUGUUGUGCAGCAUCUUGCUCGGAAACGUGUUCGUUAAUUCGAUAUUCACCAUUCUGUUGGAUGAUCUAACGUCGGGACUGAUUGCUGUGAUAUUUUCCACGCUCGCCAUCGUCAUGUUCGGCGAGAUUUCGCCGCAGGCGGUAUGUUCGCGACAUGGUCUCGCCAUCGGUGCGAAGACGAUAUGGAUCACAAAAGUGGUGAUGGUGAUUACUUUCCCGCUGUCGUAUCCCAUCUCCAAGUUCCUUGAUUGUAUACUGGGAGAGGAAAUCGGCAAUGUCUAUACCAGAGAACGUCUGAAAGAGCUUGUCAAGGUUACAACCGGAGAAAACGAUUUGGACAAGGACGAAGUGAACAUUAUUAGCGGUGCCUUAGAACUACGCAAGAAAACUGUCUCCGAAGUCAUGACGAAAAUCGAAGAUGUCUUCAUGCUGGACUACGAAGCUGUGUUGGACUUCGAGACCGUAUCGGAAAUUAUGAAGUCAGGAUAUUCACGUGUACCCGUUUAUGAGGGCAACCGCCAGAACAUCGUGACGAUGCUUUACAUUAAGGAUUUGGCGUUCGUCGAUCCGGACGACAACACGCCUUUGAAGACGCUGUGCCAAUUCUACCAGAAUCCGUGCAAUUUCGUAUUCGAGGACGUAACCUUGGACGUGAUGUUCAAGAUAUUCAAGGACGGCAACAAGGGCCACAUGGCCUUCGUACAUCGUGUCAAUAACGAGGGCGAAGGCGAUCCGUUCUACGAAACUGUGGGACUUAUCACAUUGGAGGACGUCAUUGAGGAAUUGAUCCAGGCCGAGAUUAUGGAUGAGACUGAUGUGUUCACCGAUAAUCGCACGAAGAGGAAACGAAAUGCUGAAAGGAGGCAAGAUUUCAGUGUGUUCGCCGAACGACGCGGCGAGAGCAGCAGAAUCCGCAUUAGUCCGCAAUUGACGUUGGCUGCCUACCAAUAUUUGAGUACAACUGUGGAACCUUUCCAUCCCCAUGUUAUUUCGGAAACGAUUCUAAGACGUCUGCUGAAACAAGACAUAGUGUUUCACAUCAAGAAGAACAAAGAAUGGAGAACAGAUCCAGCCAACAUCAUUUAUCAACAAGGAAAGGCCGUCGACUAUUUCGUCAUCAUAUUAGAAGGCAGAGUGGAGGUCACUGUGGGUAAAGAGAACCUGAUGUUUGAGGGUGGCCCAUUCACAUAUUUCGGCACCCAGGCUCUGGUGCAAACUGUAGGAAUAGAGUCCCCAUCGACGGCACCAUCAACGAUGGGUUCCCUGGAAUCCCUCAAUUUGGACUCGCUGCUGCGUCACACUUUCAUACCGGACUAUACAGUGAGAGCUUCGACGGAAGUUCUGUACGUGAAGGUGAAGCGCAGCAUGUACCUGGCGGCUAAGCGAGCCACACUUAUGGAAAGAUCGAAACGUGACAAUGACAAUGCCCAGUCGGGCGAGAAUUUCGAUGAAGAAGUUGACAAGCUACUCCAUUCACUAGACGAAGACGACGGGGGGAGCCUGGGCGGCCGCCAGACGCCCAGGAAGCGCUCGUCGAAGAACCUGAGUCACCACAGACUGGAGACGGGCGGUGGUUCCCACAGUACUAGCCCAAAGACACCGCCCCACUAUUCGAGCGUCAGUCCACCGAACCGUCUAAGUUCACGCGACAUCAACGGCUCGAUCAACAAGUCUAGCCCCGUGGACGAAGUCCACCUGAACACUAGAGACGAAGAAGUGUCUCUGCUGCCCAGGAAGUCAUAACACUAACUUUUUGGCCCCGCACUGACGGGGCCACCAUACAGUACUUACUUUUUGUUUUUUAGGUUUUAGAAGAAUAGUAAUAUUAAAGUCAUAUUCUUCCCACUAGAUUAUUGAAAUAUUUCUACAUGCAUAGCUAUAAGCAGAACUUGUUGCACAUUAGUAUGUUUAAAGUAUGUUAACUUGUUAUAUGCUGUUUGAAAAAAGUAACAAAUUUAUUAUCCCUGUAUAUGUAUAGCGUAAGCAAUUCCUACCAAUUACAUCGACUUUUUUUAUACUUGGUUAAAUUUUUCAUACACACAUUUUAUAGUGUUUAAAUAAUUGUAGAAUAUUUAUUUUAUUUUUAUACUCAAUCAAACGCAUUGUAUCAAAACCAGUGAAAUGUAUUUUUAUGUACUAUUUUUUAUAAGGAAUUGUACUUUUGUUUUAAUUCGGUCAUAAGUUUUAAAGAGAUUAUUUCCUUUUUAAGAUAUAUAUUUUUAUGUCCUUUGUUAACUAUUGUUGAAACAUAGUGGUGCUUUUAAUUUUCUUGUUGUUUUAAAGCCGUAUUACUAUUAAAAUGUUCAUAUGAAAA
Aethina tumida (small hive beetle) is the source of this 3489-nucleotide messenger RNA. RefSeq names its product unextended protein (gene uex). Gene Ontology annotation, cellular component: plasma membrane. Gene Ontology annotation, molecular function: transmembrane transporter activity. Bases 93 to 2918 code for a protein of 941 amino acids. The transcript is spliced from 9 exons. Gene Ontology annotation, biological process: magnesium ion homeostasis; transport. NCBI's taxonomy places the organism in Eukaryota, Metazoa, Arthropoda, Insecta, Coleoptera, Nitidulidae. The record is from RefSeq and is a predicted model, not a curated record.